AUGGCCUUGACGGUCUAUACUUCCAGCGGCCUCUUCGUGACCUGUGAUUCGCGACAGCAGCCGCUCGCGAUUGCAUUUGCCUGUGAGUGCACGAAGUCCAGCAUGCGUUGCUUCGUUCUCUUCGCCAUGAUCGUGUCGCUGCUGAUUGCACUCCGGCAAAUUGCCCGGCAGAGGAUCUACUACGAGAUGCUUCGUCGCGGAGCCUUGCUGGACUUUGAGACUGUCACCCCCUUCCACGAUCCACUGUUUUUGCUUCUGACCUUCUGCCUGCUCAUCUCCCUGACCCACAUACUUGUGGCAGCGUGGCAGUACCACGAGGACGACAAGUCCGUAGACCAGUUCCUGGUCUUCGUGAAAGCAGUGGUGGUGAAGUAUGUGGCGCAUUCUUGCGUCUUCCUGGCCUUCCUGUUUUCAGCGUACGACACAGAAAACCAGCUCUUACCCCUCAGCAAGUAUGUGGAGGAAGACCCGGUUGCGGCAAGGCUCCUCCUGUCGCAGAUGGCCAUCGUCCUCGAGGCGUCUGCUGCUGAGGCCGUGGAGCGAGGGCGCCAUAUCCCAGAGGGUGUCGAGACGUGUACCUCCGAGGAAAGUUAUGCCUGCCUCUUAUCUUCUUCGACGCAGGUGCCAUUGCACGUCGACGAGGAAGGCAGCCUGUCUAUGGCCCAACUUCUGCUCGAGAAUGCGCGAGUUGAGAAGUAUGCCAAAUUCGUCGCGGAGAUGUGGCCAGCACGGGCGCUGCUGGACCCCCGGAUCAAGGAUGAGAACAGCCUCAGGUUCAAGCGGGUCUGGUAUGCCGUGAAUGGCUGUGCAAUCCCGCUCACCUUCCUCGUGCUUCUGUUCUUCCUGCGCCAGAGCCUGGACUGA
This is a messenger RNA of Symbiodinium sp. CCMP2456, 864 nucleotides long. NCBI's taxonomy places the organism in Eukaryota, Dinophyceae, Suessiales, Symbiodiniaceae. The record is from the annotation of a GenBank genome assembly.